Messenger RNA from Funneliformis geosporum, 351 nucleotides. NCBI's taxonomy places the organism in Eukaryota, Fungi, Glomeromycota, Glomeromycetes, Glomerales, Glomeraceae. The record is from the annotation of a GenBank genome assembly.
AACGUGCAUUUUUACUUAAAGAAUCUUUAGAUGAAAUAAUUAUACUUGAACGUGAUCUGAAAGAAUUUACUAUUUCAUCUGAAGAAUGGGAAUUAAUUAAACAAUUAUGUUGUGUAUUAGAAAUUUUUAAUAAAGCUACUAAACAUAUGUCACAAUCACAAUAUAUUACACUUUCAUCAUCUAUUCCUAUUUAUAAUGUGUUACUUGAUCAUCUUGAAAAACUUUUAGAUGUUAAAAGUAAUAAUUAUUGUCAUUAUUCAGAAAUACGUACUGCUGUAAAAAAAGGAUAUGAAAAACUAAAAAAAUAUUAUAUUAAAACAGACAAAUCAUAUGUUUAUCCAGUAGCAACUA